AUGGCGAAUUCGCUAAGGUUACCUGUAAGGUCAGUGCAUUCUCGUAUUCAUGCGGAAAAAUGUGAUAUAACGACGCUUGGACAACAGAUAAAAUUCCCUAAUGGUCGCACAGCGCAGAAUCGAUUUCUUAAGGCGGCUCUAACGGAACGAAUAAGCUCAUGGGAUCCAAAAGACCUUACAAAACGCGGCAUUCCAUCUCGAUCGAUCAUAAAUCUCUAUGAUAAGUGGGGACAUGGUAGAUUUGGAAUGAUCCUCACAGGAAAUGUGUGCGUUGAUCCGAACAAUCUUGAAUCAGCCGGAAAUGCAGUGUUUUGCAAAGAAAACGAUUCUGCUGAACUCAGAAAAGUGUGCUUGGAAUGGUCGAAAGUGAUGCGUCAGGAUGGGGCACUUGCCGUUGCACAACUCUCUCAUGCAGGACGGCAAACACCGGAGACAGUCAAUCCGCAUCCGUUCUCUUGUUCUGACGUACAACUGAUGGCGAAACGACGUUUCAUGGGAUUUGGAAAACCGAUAGCGCUUACUGAAGAGCAGAUUAAGACUGAAGUGGUUGACCGCUUUGUAUAUGCUGCUAAAUUCUUCAUGUCGCCGACAACGAACAAACGCACCGACAUGUAUGGUGGAUCUGUGAGGAACAGAAUGAGAGUGAUCAUUGAGAUAUUUGAGGCUAUAAGAAGGGAGAUAGACGUGUCCACGGGUUUUCUCGUCGGAAUCAAAGCAAACUCUGUGGAAUUUCAAGAAGAUGGUCUGGGCAUAGAUGAUGCUAAAAUUAUGUGUGGAAUGAUGGAAGAAUGUGGCUUUGAUUUUGUUGAGCUUUCUGGUGGAACAAUAGAACAGCUAGCUUUCCAACAUAUGAGAGAAUCGACGAGAAAACGCGAGGCGUUCUUCCUUGAUUUUGCUGAGAAGAUUCGCCCAGUCUUUAAAAGGACAGUUGUAUACGUGACCGGUGGUUGGCGAACUGCGCGUGCUAUGGUGAGAGCCGUGAUGGAUGGCACAACGCACGGCAUAGGACUUGGAAGGCCGAUUACAGCGGAACCAGAUCUACCGGCAAAAAUACUUCGCGGAGAAUGUUAUUCAGCUGCAGACACAAAGCUGAAUCAGGAUGACUUCGGAAUUACAUCGACAGCCAGUAACACUCAAAUGGGGCAAAUGGGAAAGCGACCCUAUGUAACCUAUCGAUGCAUUGGUAUAAGUGAGUUUACAAUUUUUUUCUCGUAUAAAUAA
This is a messenger RNA of Angiostrongylus costaricensis, 1221 nucleotides long. Lineage: Eukaryota; Metazoa; Nematoda; Chromadorea; Rhabditida; Metastrongylidae. The record is from the annotation of a GenBank genome assembly.